AACUAUAAAAACAACCAUACAGAUCCAAUAAUUAAUCACCCAUCAGGCCAUCGCAAUCAGACCUAUAUUUUCGUUUCGUAGUAUUCACACCACUCACUGAAAUAAUCUGAUCAAUAAUUCAGAUAUGGCUGAAGCUGAACACAGUUCCUCAUCAUCUCCUCGACUUGACGGCCGAGUAGCAAUCAUAACCGGUGCCUCACGUGGUCUUGGCCGUGCUAUAGCCAUCCAUCUCCACUCCCUUGGUGCAAGGGUUGUGCUAAAUUAUGCUUCAAGCUCAACGCAAGCAGAUCUUCUAGCAAAUGAGCUCAAUGCUACCUCAACCAACCUUUCACAACCUCAAGCAAUUGCAGUUCGAGCAGAUGUUUCAGACCCAGAUCAGAUCAAGCUACUCUUUGAUAAAGCUGAACAAGAAUUUGGUUCAGGAAUCCAUAUCCUUGUAAACAGUGCUGGAGUGCUUGAUCCAAAGUACCCAAGUUUGGGGAAUACCACAGUGGAGGAUUGGGAUACAACAUUUAAUAUUAACACAAAAGGUUCAUUUCUGUGUUGUAGGGAAGCUGUGAAUCGAUUGAAACGUGGAGGUGGUGGAAGAAUCAUCAUGAUAUCAACCUCAAUAGUUGGAGGACUUCUACCAGGGUAUGCAUCUUAUGCAGCCUCUAAAGCAGCCGUAGAGACAAUGACAAAGAUAGUGGCUAAGGAGCUCAAGGGUACUGGAAUUACUGCCAAUUGUGUUGCACCAGGGCCUAUUGCGACUGAAAUGUUUUUUGCUGGUAAAACUGAGGAAACAGUCAACAGGAUUGUGGAUGCUUGUCCUCUAGGCCGACUUGGAGAGCCCAAGGAUAUAACUCAGCUUGUUGGGUUUUUAGCUAGUGAUGCUGGGGAGUGGAUUAAUGGUCAGGUCAUUAGGGCCAAUGGUGGAUUUGUUAUUGUUUAAACACACAAUUUCUCUCCACCCUUCAAUUCAUUGCUCUUGUCCUGCUUUUCUUUUCUUUAAUUUCUAUAUAUUAAUUGCACCUGCUUCGUUUCU
Messenger RNA from Quercus robur (English oak), 1024 nucleotides. Its product is annotated as NADPH-dependent aldehyde reductase-like protein, chloroplastic. The record is from RefSeq and is a predicted model, not a curated record. The transcript has a single exon. NCBI's taxonomy places the organism in Eukaryota, Viridiplantae, Streptophyta, Magnoliopsida, Fagales, Fagaceae. The coding region runs from base 125 to 931 and encodes 268 amino acids.